Messenger RNA from Helicoverpa zea (corn earworm), 782 nucleotides. RefSeq lists its product as uncharacterized. Lineage: Eukaryota; Metazoa; Arthropoda; Insecta; Lepidoptera; Noctuidae. The transcript is spliced from 4 exons. The coding region runs from base 139 to 474 and encodes 111 amino acids. The record is from RefSeq and is a predicted model, not a curated record.
UCUAGGCUGAUCCGGCGUUGACCACCUACCACUUUCCGUCUUGUCGAGCAAUCUAGCAGACAUGGCCGUUUAAUUUUGAAAUUAAUUUAAAAGUCUUGUGUUGUAGUGUAUUUGUUGUCUGGAAAUCCCGAAUUAGGCAUGAGCUGGCCAAGCACGAGGAGAAAGAUACCACGACGGACAAUAUCUGCUAGAUGGCUGCAACCUUUGCUUGAAGACCGCGACUAUAAAGGUCUCCCUGCAAACCCUGGUGGAAAUGCAGCAAAUUCAUUGUGUGGUCGGCGCCGUGCAUUCCAACAAGGCGACACAGCGCACGCGGUGUCGAGUCAUCGUGCACCGGCGGCCGUGCAAGACCGUUGCACAAGAAAUGCUGGCAACGCUACUGAUCAACUAUACGCAAUGUCAAAAGUGAGUAAACUUAAUUCCGAUUUGAAAGAAGAUACCAAAAUUGUCACGCCACACACAAAACGAAAAUAGUUUUUAACGACAGCAAAUACGCAGUUAUUUUGUUUAAAAUGAGUGUUCGCGAGGAAAAACGGGAGAAAAAUACUUGCCCCUUCAAAGUACUCGCGUUCAUUAUAUCGAUGGCGCGAGGAAGACCAAAAACAACAAUAAUGAAAACACAGGCGGUGUGCCUAGGACCUGUAAACUUUAAGAAAAAAUCUGUGCCAAUUGUGAAGCCAGUAGCGAUAGUUCAAAGCCGUCCCAAACUGACAGCCGUAAAUUUAAACUUUCAAAACAUGCCGCUGAGUUGGCUAAGAAAUAUGAUGGUCAUCACGCGCCGA